ACGAAGCCAAAUGAAAUGGACAGCCAGCUUGUGAUGGAACCCAUGAGCAGAAACCCACAAGAGAGAAAAUCCAAAAUUUUUAAUGGAUUACGUCCCAAAGACCUGUCUAUUAGCCCACCAGUGGGAAGGUUCCCGAAAGGAUUUGAAGCUGGAGUCACUCUCGUUGAUGCAGACUGGCGGCCAAUUCCUUGGACGAUUUGGACCGCGGCUGAAGAUCGUGGAGCCCAGGUUGGAACUUGCUUGGAUGCUCGCCACCCACCACCUUUAAAUAUUUCUAAGAUUCCGACCCAUCGAUUUGAAACUGACAAGAAGAAGAAGAAAGAGAAGUAUCCGAAGGCGUUCAUCAUGGCGGUGGAAUUUGAAACGAAAGGGAAGCAGCAAGGAGGUGUUCAUUAUGUAAAUGCUGGUGUUCCACGUGUUGUGGAAGGGAAUUUUGACGAAUUACAUCCUGAAUUUGGUAAUCUCACACUCGUAGAGGUUCUUCAAGAUCAGGAAAGUGUAUAUCAGUCACUCCAGAGAAAUGAUGCUCAGAGUGAUCUACCCAAAGCUUCAAGUAGUAAUUCUAAACAGAAUCAUGAUCAUGGCCAAAGCGGUGGGGCGGGGAGCUCUUCAGAGACCAUAAAUGUUGAUUCACAAUUAGCAGCAGAUGAAGCUUUAGCGAGGCAAUUGCAAGAGUUCGAGAAUUUACAUGUUGAUACUUCUUUCAGUGAAUUCACUGGAACAGAAGCUGGUAUAACUCCUGCAGAAUCUUCAGUAGUCAAUAGUGAACCAAAUUCUACCAACGUGCCUGAUGAGGAAACCAGGCAAGAUAAUGUAGACCCAGAUAAUAUGACUUAUGAGGAAUUGCAAUCACUGGGGGAAGCCAUAGGUAGUGAAGGCCGAGGGUUAUCAGACGAGCUUAUAUCCUACUUGCCAUCUUCAAGAUACAAAACUGGGUUCUUUUCAAGAAAAGGCAAACAUGAGGAGUGUGUAAUCUGUCAAUCAACUUACAAGAACCGAGACAAGUUGAUCACCUUGCCCUGCAAGCAUUAUUAUCAUUCAAAAUGUAUAAGCCAUUGGUUGAAGAUCAACAAGGCAUGCCCAGUGUGCAAUGAGGAGGUAUUUGGGUGAAGGCAGUGCCCAACUAGAAAUGUUCUGAAUGAUCUGGCAAUAAAUGAUUCUCUUCAUCUAAAAGACUUGGUUAAACAUGCUAAUGUAUAUUUCCUGUCAUGAUGUCACAAGAGCCGAUGAGUUAUGAAACUGAAAUAAUCUUUUAGUAUGUAAAGGUCAAUUUAUAUAUCAUGCUUUAUAUGGUAGAAAAAAGAAACCCAGAAAGAUUAAGGUUA
Molecule: messenger RNA, 1325 nt
Organism: Phoenix dactylifera (date palm)
Lineage: Eukaryota; Viridiplantae; Streptophyta; Magnoliopsida; Arecales; Arecaceae
Biological process (GO): protein ubiquitination; negative regulation of organ growth
Molecular function (GO): ubiquitin-protein transferase activity; ubiquitin conjugating enzyme binding
Source: RefSeq, a predicted model, not a curated record